This is a messenger RNA of Rotaria socialis, 1680 nucleotides long. The record is from the annotation of a GenBank genome assembly. NCBI's taxonomy places the organism in Eukaryota, Metazoa, Rotifera, Eurotatoria, Philodinida, Philodinidae.
AUGAAAAUCGGUGAUCAUAUAUUAGUUGAUGGAAAACAUCCAGCAACACUAUGCUAUUUUGGUUUAGUUGAUAAUCAUCCAGGUGAAUGGAUUGGCAUUGAAUGGUGGAAUCAACAAGGAAAACAUAAUGGAACGAAUAAUGGAAAAUUUUAUUAUAAAACAAANAAAAAUCGAAUAUCUCUGUCCAGAGAAAUAUCGAAUUCUCUACAUCGAAUAUAUGAUAAAGAAUUAUUUUGUGGCAUAUAUUACUCUGAUAAAAUUGUCUAUUCACCGAGUAAACAAUAUUCCGAUUACGUUCUCGAUUUAUCGUCAUUAAUUCGAAUCGAUUUAUCAUGUCAAUGGGUUAAUGAAUUCGAUGAUAAUCAUCAAAUUUAUAAAAAUCUCAAUCAAAUAAAAGAACUUAAUAUUCGACAAAAUUUAAUUACAAAUUGGUCUCAAUUAUGGAUUAUAUUAGAAACAUAUUUUCCUCGAUUAGAAAUAAUAAAUGUUAGUAAUUCUCGAAUGAAAUUAGAUUUGAAUCCAUCAAAUGAAUUUAUAUUUUUAAAAGAAUUUAUUUUAAUUGAUACAGAUAAUGAUUGUGAUUUAUAUGAAAAUAUUUUCAAAUAUUUUCCAAAUUUAAUUAAUAUUCAUUUAGAUUUAAAUCGAUUAUCUUUUAUAUCAGAAAUAUUUGUUGAACGAAUUAAAAAUCUAACGAAUUUAUCAUUAUCAGAUAAUCCAACAUUAAUACAUUGGGAUCCUUUUAUUAAUCGUUUAGGAAUAUUAAAACAUCUUCAAGAAUUAAUUAUUAAUAAUUGUGGAAUUGAAACCAUUAAAUUAAUAAAUCAAGAUGAUUCAAUUGAAUUAUUUCCAUCAUUAAAAUAUCUUUAUAUGUCCGACAAUAAAAUAUGUUUAUAUUCAUCGAUAAAUGAAUUAUCUCGUAUCAAAUCAUUAAUGUCAUUCAGUAUUCUUCGAAAUCCAAUCUAUGGAUUAAACCAAAUUGAAAAUGAAACAGCUAAACAAAUGAUAAUAGCUCGUUUACCUAAUUUAACACAUUUAAAUCGUGUUUCGAUUAGUCGUGAUGAAAGACGGGGAGCUGAAAUUGAUUAUUUACAAAGUUACGCACAAGAUUAUUUCGAUAAAAAAUUAGAUUUUAUUAAUGAACAUAGACAGUAUCAAUUAUUAAUAGAAAAACAUGGUGAACCUUUAAAACCAAUUGUUAAUCAGCAAUCAAAAAAAGGUCUAUGUAUUCGAUCUGAUUUAUUAAGAAUAAUUUUUGAAUUUGGUGAUGAAAAUGAAACAAAGAUCGAAAAGAAAAUUCCAUCAUCAAUGACAAUAGCAAAAUUGAAAACAUUCGUUCGUCGAUUAUUUUCAUCACAAUUAACAAAUGAUAUUCAAUUCAAUUUAUUUGUAGUUAUUGAUAAAAAACAUAAAGAACUGAUUUCAAAUGACUAUCAAGAUAUUCAAUUUUAUUUAGGAAACUAUUAUCGUCUUUAUGCAGUUAGUGGUAGACUUAGACAAAGUCGAGCCAUGGGCUUUACAUUUAGUGUUCAUCCUGAAUCAUUUGGCCAAUUAAUCACUACAUGGGAACCAAAUGAUAAAUUUGGUGAUCCACACGAUUUGGCUUUAAGUGUCAAUGGUCGUUCGUUAUACGUUGGAGAAAUUCGUCCUAAUCGUAUCGAUUCAUUUAAUGUUCUCAAUUAA